UCGUGUUAUGGUAGUUUAGUUGUGUACCUUUUAAGCUUCAGUCACCUGGUGUACAGUACGUGGAGUUGGGUGUGACGACCGUUGGUGAUCAAGGUGUAGUAUGACUGGACUUUAGAAUUAUGCAUUAUGGAAAGUACAGUACCUGAGAGACGCUGCGAUUGUUCCAGAUUAUAAUGUUGCUGAGGAACUUUGUGCAUACAAGAACCUGGUGGUGCUGCCAUCCAAAGCUGAACAUUCCCAAGCUCAAGAUUUUUAACAGAGGGUGGUGUAGCUCAGACACCCCUUUCAAUGAACUUGAUCUAGUUGUCACUGUUGAAGAUGACACCAGUCAAGAAAAUGUUUUUUGUGAAUCAGAAAUGUUGUAUUUUAUGGGGGAGUCCUCAGAUUAUAAAGGGCUGGAACAACUUAAAUAUGAGGAUAAACCUGUACCAAUAAAAAAGACUUUGGCCUACACAAAUAAAGUGCUUUUUGGCCCUCUCCUAGAAACAUCAGCCCAAAAGAAGAGAAGAUUAAAAAGAGAAGAACUAGAUAUUGAUGAUAAAGAUUGUAAUGAGAAGGAAAGUUUUAGAACCAAGAAAGAAUUGAAUGCAAAUAUAAAGAUAAAUCCACUUGUAUAUAAAUCAGAAAACUCACAUUACCUUGGCAUCUUUCCUGUUGGUAGAAAUUCUAAGUCAUCAGCAAAUGACCAAAGAAAAUCUAGAAUUAGAAUAAAUUUACACCAACCUGAAGAUAUUAAGUAUACCUCUCAAAACAGUAAAACAUUGAAAGCUUUAGAGAGUUUCAACAAAAAACACUUGAUUUUUAAAAAGCCUCCACAAUACACUAAGAGUUUGAAAAAUUAUACAGGUAAUAAAGUGUUUCAACAUGCAUGUACCAGACCUCAAAAAUUGAAAGUUGCUUCUUGGAUUAGUGACAAAGAAAGAGAAGCUGAGGUGAAUGCCAUAGAAAAUACAAGUAAUGGAAAAAACACCGUUCUAGAGAAUGUAGAUAAUAAUAGUAUUUACAAUUAUUCUCAAGUAAACUUAGCUAAGAAGCAAAAAGAUGAAGAAUCAUUAAUUGUUAAUGCCUCAGAAAAUAAUUCAAAUUCUUCUUUUAUUGUGGUUGAUAAUUCUAAGUUUUUAGCAGUGCCAGGUUCUCUGGAUAUGAACAUGAUCAAGAAUUACCCCCUGUUUACUACAAACACAUCAGCCAGUUUCAUAAGCGAGCAUACAUCUGUGUCCAAACAACCACCAGCGAAGGAAGAUAUUGCGACAAUUGGAAUAUUUGAUAAUGGUUAUAAAAAAUUACCCAGCGUCAGGAAAAUAUUGGAAGAAACCAUGCCUCUUUCCAAUAAGAUAGCAUUAGAGAAGUGGAAAACAAAGAUGAUCAAGGAACUUGGAGAAGAGGGAUUUCACCAUUAUCGGAAAGGUUUAUUAGACCGUGGGAUGUUGCUGCAUGGUUGCAUACAGUCAGAACUUAGUGGAGUGACCCCAUCUGUAGAAGAAAUGCCAAGCUUAGGAGGUCUUUGGACGAGUCUCAAGCAAGUUUUACCAAAUGUGUCUGAUGUAACGGUGUUAGAGAGUCGCCUCAUCCACCCGUAUCUCUAUUACCAGGGAGCUGUUGACUGUGUUGGUUCUUACAGAGGAACACCAGUGCUCAUUGAAUGGAAGACUUCUAGUAAGGCAAAACUCUCCUUGAAGUCUAUGUUUGAUGAUCCACUGCAAGUUGUUGCAUACUUGGGAGCUUUGAAUUUUGAUAGCAAUUAUAAGCUUCCACAUCAUGUUGAGACUGCAAUGCUGGUUGUAGCCUAUGAUACUGGAUUACCAGCUCAUGUUCACACCUUGAAGAAGGAAGACUGUGAACGCUACUGGAAAAUUUGGUGUACUAGGCUUACUCAGUUUUGGAAACAGCUUGAAUUUCAAAAACCUGAAUUGAAAACUGAAGAAGGGUAAUGUUGAUGCAUCAUAUUCACAGCUGCAAUUAAAAAUUGAUAAUUUGAAGUAAGAUAUUAUGGGUCAAUUUUAUAGAGCUGUAUUGUACUGUUGCUUGGAAAAUUUUCAACCAAAUUCUGCCCUGUAUAUUUGUCAUCAGAGGGGUAAAGGAGAGGUAUGGAGUCCUGGUAAUUGAGAACCAUACCAUAUAUUGUGUACUGAAGGAGCAGUCAUUUUAUUUUGCCAUUACGUUUUCAACCCAUGGAAAAGGGAUCAUUUAGUUGGAUAUACCUUCUGUAUAUUAUGUUUAGGAAGCUUUGUACAGGGUAGUGUUCUGGUAUUUCAUUGUCUGAUAAAGUUUUAGUUAUACAUUUAUUACUCAACUGUUCUUAGUGAGGUAUGGAGCAGCGAUUAUUUUUUUAAUACUGCCCCUUGGAUUUUAUUCUUACCUAUUUUAUAGGAGAGGGAAUCAAGCCAUUGAAUUAGAUGGGGUAUUUUCCUAAUCACAUUCCAGGCCUGUGAGACUUUAAAUUUAACAGACCUGAGUAAUUUUUUAUUAGUUUGGGAAAACAUAUACUGAACAGCAGGGCAUUUUUUACCAAAUUUUCACCGGGGGUGGGGCAAUUCUCUAAAAGGGCACUUUUAAAGACCAGAGCCGGUAUACUCAAAACUUUUAAGUGCUAACAAACAGCUGUUAAGGUUGACAUUUUCCUGUUAAACACUAACAGUACAUACACAAAACUUUUAAGGGCCUUAAUAGUACUGUUAAGUUAAAAGACCCCUGGAGCACUUUUAAGUCCCGUGAUAGUCGUCGGUUAGUUGAUACCAUGGCAAACCAACAACAACAUAAGCGGCGGCAAUGCAUUUAUCGGGAAAGGAGAGAUAUAUUUAGUGAAUAUAGUGUGUAUAUAUUGAAUAUACAGUAGUGUGAAUAUAUUGUGUAUUCCCUCUUUAUAGCAGAGAUCUUCUUUCUUGACUUAGAAAAUACUGAGAACCAGCAUGUCUCACACUCUGCCACUGACCUUACCACACCAGGAAAUGCAGCAUUGACUCUAAUGGUGAUUUCCAGCCAGGCCCUCUUUUUGUCUUUAUUAUUCAGGAAAGGCUUGAAGCAGUCAUUCAGUAUUAGCUUAUUCUCUUCAAUGACCUCCACCAAUAAUAAAGUCUGGUCUGCUGUCCAGUUGGGCUUCCUUUUCUUUCGUAGUGUUAAGGCUUCCAUUUCCGCGAUGUUCGUCUUGUCCGCUCCUCAGUAACACGUGUGUGAGGGUUUGUUUACAAACAGCACGGCAAAGCCAAGCCACCGAUCACUAUCCUUGGUUAAUAUAUCCUCCUUCAAACUGCAUAGAUUAGAUUUUUCUUUCUUUUUAAUUCUCAAAAUGUAAAUAAAUGUAAGUAUUGAAAUUAAAUUUCAUAAUUUUAUUGAGGUUAUUCAGCCAUAAGACCAUUUUAUAUCAUGAAUUCCUGCUAUCCUUAGUGCUGUUUAGCAGUACUUAACAAACAACUGUUUGUGCUGUAAAAGUUUGCAGGUUAAGCUUUGUGUAUACACUUUUAAAUUUUACUGAUACUGUCAUUAGCAAAACAAUUUUGUCAUUAGCAGAAAAGUUUUGUGUAUACCUGCCCUGGUUGGGGACAUUGAAAGUUAUUUAAUUCAGUUUAUGACUAUUUCUGGUGUUACAAAGUAACAGAUGGCAAAGCAUGCAUACAAAUAUACUGUAUACCCAGUAUAUACUGUACUGUACAGAUGUGAUAUAUGCUGGCAUAUGUUACUGUACCAUGUACUGUAGAGCACUACAUGUAUAAAAGAUGUCACUAUACUGUAUGUACCAUUAUUGAACAUGCAACAAGCUUAGGUUUGUUUGAUGGAAAUCGGUUUAUAGUACUUUUUCUAACAGAUAUAAAUAAAAUUCUAUUAACAUUCACUAAAUUUUAUUUGUGUGAAAUCAAUCAAAAAUAAACAUAUAAUACAUU
Homarus americanus (American lobster) is the source of this 3878-nucleotide messenger RNA. RefSeq lists its product as uncharacterized. Bases 174 to 1931 code for a protein of 585 amino acids. Lineage: Eukaryota; Metazoa; Arthropoda; Malacostraca; Decapoda; Nephropidae. The transcript has 5 exons. Gene Ontology annotation, cellular component: mitochondrion. Gene Ontology annotation, biological process: mitochondrial DNA replication. The record is from RefSeq and is a predicted model, not a curated record. Gene Ontology annotation, molecular function: single-stranded DNA exodeoxyribonuclease activity.